AUUUAUGUAGGCGCCGGCUGGGAGCUCUCUAUAGGAACAUCUUCACCAGUUGCCUGUCAGACCACGCCCCAGUGCAAUGUUUUUUGUGCCACUAUGCUAACAACAAUGAGAAACAAGAGAUGACUCCAGGGGCUGUCUAUUCCAUUGGACUUAAUGGGCAGUUGCCCAAGGGCCCCGUGAGUCUAAGGGCCUUUAUCUGAUAGCUGAGGUUCCUAUGUUUCCAAAGGUAAAUCAGCCCUGGGGAAUCGGAGAUAUAUGAUUUCAAAGCAGCGGUCCCUGUCCGAGCCUAUUAAUUGUUCUUCCUGGCCAGAUAUCUCCAGUUUGGUCUUUAGAGUUUUUCUGAGUAUAAUCCAAAAGCUGGAACUCACCUCUUUCGGUGGAUACUGGUACAGUAGCUUGUCUCUACCGGAGAUAUCAGCUUUCCAGCAGCCGGUCUCUGCUACAGCUCCAUACACCUGGGAUGUGGUUUUAUAUUUUUGUUGGUGUAUUGCUCCAGCUCCUGGACCCCGAUCCCGAAGACCCUGGUACUUCCUGAAAGGGUCCAAUUGGGCUAUGAUGCUAUUACAUAGCAUAGUGCAUACAGUGCACAAUAAAGAACCACCACCCAUCAUUCCGUUGAUAGAAUUUAGAGCUGCCAAUAAAUUAGAGAGGCUAAAAGCUGAACCCUCCCCACGAGCCUUGGGCACACACUUGAAUUAUGACUACAUACCCCAAUCAUUUUUUGAGAAGAAAGUAAAGAUGCUGGUGGUGUUUCGAAAUCCAAAAGACACAGCAGCAUCCCUGUUUCACUUCUACAAUAAUAAUCCAAUGCUUCCCACAUACAAUAGCUGGGAUGACUUUUUCCCGGACUUCAUGGCUGGAAAAGUUAUCUUUGGAUCUUAUUUUGAUCACGCCGUUGCUUGGAACAAACAUUUGGAUGAUACAAACUUGUUGCUGACCUUUGAAGAUAUGAAAGAGGACCUACAAGGAUCAAUAAAGAAGAUAUCAGAAUUCUUUGGCCUGUCUCUAACUGAAGCACAAGUGAAUGAAAUAUCUGACAAAGGAACAUUUAAGUUUAUGAAGGAGAACUCCAAACAAACUCAUGGAGAGUUUGGAAAAGUUAUUUUUAGAAAAGGGGAAGUCAGAGAUUGGAAAAAUCACUUUUCCGAAGCCCAAAGCCAAGAAAUGGAUGCAAAAUUUGAAGCGUGUUUAGCGGGAACUAAAAUUGGAGAAAUGCUAAAGUAUAAUGUCCAUUGUAAAUGGUGAAAUAGUGGAUUGAUGUAUGAAAAAUAAAGCUUUUUAAUUAUG
Pseudophryne corroboree (corroboree frog) is the source of this 1287-nucleotide messenger RNA. RefSeq names its product sulfotransferase 6B1-like. The transcript is spliced from 7 exons. Bases 256 to 1245 code for a protein of 329 amino acids. Lineage: Eukaryota; Metazoa; Chordata; Amphibia; Anura; Myobatrachidae. Gene Ontology annotation, molecular function: sulfotransferase activity. Gene Ontology annotation, cellular component: cytoplasm. The record is from RefSeq and is a predicted model, not a curated record. Gene Ontology annotation, biological process: sulfation.